Messenger RNA from Neoarius graeffei (lesser salmon catfish), 7026 nucleotides. RefSeq names its product ruvB-like 1. Gene Ontology annotation, biological process: box C/D snoRNP assembly; chromatin remodeling; regulation of transcription by RNA polymerase II. The coding region runs from base 85 to 1455 and encodes 456 amino acids. Lineage: Eukaryota; Metazoa; Chordata; Actinopteri; Siluriformes; Ariidae. Gene Ontology annotation, cellular component: R2TP complex; NuA4 histone acetyltransferase complex; Swr1 complex. The transcript has 11 exons. The record is from RefSeq and is a predicted model, not a curated record. Gene Ontology annotation, molecular function: ATP binding; ATP hydrolysis activity; DNA helicase activity.
UCUUCGUGUUUGCAGUCGCGCUGAUUUCAACAACGAGAGCAGGUUUUCUCGCUUCCGUGAAGCUUUCGGAUUGCAGGUAAAGCCAUGAAGAUCGAGGAGGUGAAAAGCACAACGAAGACCCAGCGCAUUGCGUCUCACAGCCAUGUGAAAGGUCUCGGGUUAGACGACGCCGGCUUUGCCAAACAGACUGCGUCCGGCCUUGUGGGCCAGGAGAGCGCCAGAGAGGCCUGUGGCAUCAUUGUAGAGCUGAUUCGCUCGAAAAAGAUGGCUGGCCGAGCUGUCUUACUGGCAGGCCCACCUGGAACUGGAAAGACUGCUUUAGCAUUGGCCAUGGCACAGGAGCUGGGAAAUAAGGUGCCGUUCUGUCCCAUGGUGGGCAGCGAAGUGUAUUCAUCAGAGAUCAAGAAGACAGAGGUGCUGAUGGAGAACUUCAGAAGAGCAAUUGGAUUGCGGAUUAAGGAGACAAAGGAAGUGUAUGAAGGUGAAGUGACAGAGCUGACCCCAUGUGAGACGGAGAAUCCAAUGGGUGGUUAUGGCAAAACCAUCAGUCACGUCAUCAUUGGAUUAAAGACAGCAAAAGGCACCAAACAGCUGAAGCUCGAUCCCAGUAUCUACGAGAGCCUGCAGAAGGAGAGAGUGGAGGUUGGUGAUGUCAUCUACAUUGAAGCUAACAGUGGAGCAGUAAAGAGACAAGGGCGCUGUGACACCUUUGCAACAGAGUUUGACUUGGAGGCUGAAGAAUACGUUCCAUUGCCCAAAGGAGAUGUACACAAGAAGAAAGAGAUUAUACAAGAUGUUACGCUACAUGACCUGGAUGUAGCUAAUGCGCGCCCUCAGGGAGGUCAGGACAUUCUUUCUAUGAUGGGUCAGCUGAUGAAACCCAGGAAGACUGAGAUCACCGAUAAGCUGCGAGGAGAAAUCAACAAAGUGGUGAACAGGUACAUAGAUCAAGGUGUGGCAGAACUCGUGCCUGGUGUUCUGUUCAUCGAUGAGGUUCACAUACUGGAUAUUGAGUGUUUCACUUACCUGCACCGAGCUCUGGAGAGCUCCAUCUCCCCAAUCGUAGUGUUCGCAUCCAACCGAGGAAACUGUCUCAUCAGAGGGACAGAGGACAUUAACUCUCCUCAUGGAAUACCUCUUGAUCUGCUGGAUCGAAUUAUGAUAAUCAGAACAAUGCUGUAUACUCCUCAAGAAAUGAAACAGAUUAUUAAGAUUCGAGCUCAGACAGAAGGCAUAAACAUCAGCGAGGAGGCUUUAACUCACCUGGGAGAGAUCGGCACUAAGACCACUCUCAGGUAUGCUGUGCAGCUCUUAACACCUGCCAGUCUGCUGGCACGAGUUCAGGGGAAAGAAGUUGUAGAAAGAGAACAAGUGGAAGAAAUUAAUGAGCUCUUCUAUGAUGCCAAGUCUUCAGCAAAGAUCCUUCAGGAUCAGCACACCAAGUUCAUGAAGUAAAACUUUCUCCCUCAGCAGUCACUUGUCUUCUGUUUCACUGGUCCCACAGUUUAGGUCUGUAUUUCCCACAGCCAGAGAUGCAUUGCAGUACUCACAGAAGACAGCAACUGAUAUCAGAUAUUAUUGCUUGAUCUGAGAUUAUUAUUGCUUGGUCGUACUUGGAUUGCACUCACUCGCUCUCUAUCCAAGUGAUCAGGCUGAAUUAAAAUCCUUGAAACAAAAUUUUUCAGUGUGUUUCCAACGUUAUGGCAACAGUUUGAGGAAGAGCGAUAUAUGGGUGUAAUAUUAAGGUGUCCCCAUACUUUUGGCUAUAUAGUGUGUGUGUAUAAUAUAUAUAGUUUCCCAUUUUUAAGGUCCCAAAAGUAAUUGGACAAACUAUUAUACGAUGUGUGAUUAGAAAGUUCCAGGACUGUUCCUGUUGUGAAACAACAGAGCAGCAAGGUCAUGCACAUGUUGAUGUUCAUACUGCGGGGUCGACGAUGGUCAUGACUUCAAUUUGGUGGGUGGUGGCUGUGGGUCUGGAGGUGACUGAUGAGGUCAGUCUGGGCUUUGAAGGUAUGCCCACACGUUGGGCGUGCAUGGGUAGGUGCUGCAGUGGGGGUGGAGAUAGUUUGAGCCUUCCGUGCAGUUCGUUUCUUCUGGGCCUCGGUGACAUGUUUUGUGGGAGCAUAAAUGCUAAUCAACUUUGCGUUCUUCUUGCCUCUAAGUGGGAGCUGAAGUGUCAUCAGGUGACCUUUGAUGACCUCUGGGAGUUUAAGUUUCUGGGCCUUUACAGCAAAUCCAACGCCUGCCUCUCGCCAUUCAGUGCUGCUAUGACCACUCCAGAAGAAGUUAUAACCACCACCAUGUUCCAUGAGCUGGCACUUGUCUGCUAGAUGUGUUUCACUGAGGGCAGCUAUGUCCACGUUGUAGCAAGCUAGUUCCCUGGUGACUAGUGCAGUUACUCUCGACACUGAUCAGUCGAUAAGUGGAGGUUGAUUCAUCCAGUUCAUUUCUGUCUGUCUCUCUGGCCUCAGCUUUGCUGUCCUCUUUUCCAGGCAUGUCUGAUUGAAGAAGGCAGUUUAUCUGCAGGUCUAGUUGGAUGUCCACUGGAGUUUCUGUCUUGAUGAAUGUGUUGUAUUCAGUUAACUUGAACCUGUUCAGCUGAAGAAUCAGAAAUCUGGGCAGAGAGUGGAGUGUCCACGUGGAAGUGGCAGAUUCUCCUCCACACACUUGCUCUCCAACACUGUCGGGCUUGUAACCAAGUUGUUGAAGUACUGGUCCAGCCAGGGACAUGGAGAUGUGAUUAAACACUUCCAGUUUGUUGUUCUGCUGGAAUCCACAGCUGGAGCAUGUUAUGAUGUUCCUCAUCUUGAAUUUGAAAUUGGACCAGACUGGGCAUCGAAAAUCCACAUCCUCUUGCCAACACAACAGUUGUACAUAUUCCUCCAUUUGGGUCAGACAGUGGCAGAGAAAUUCAUGGGCAUCAUUCUGAUUGUUGAUGGUGAAUUCUAGGUUGAUGUUUUCAGCUGAUUCAAUCAGGUUCAAAAGAAGAGUCUCCUUGGUGAGGUCUUGAAAUUCAGAGCCCUUUCUCAACCGUGACAACUCCUCCACAAAACAUCUGAGGAAUGUGCCCUCUGGAUUCGGGACAGACUUUUCUAGCAGGUUGGAGAGCUCUGCACAGAAAGUCUCAGCUGUGAACAAGCUCUGCAGACUUGCGUUAACAUAGCAGUUGUUUCCAAAAUUAGUCAGCCCGCCAGGGAACAGUUCCAUGUCUGUGAUGGAGGCCGGAGUCAGAGUCGUGCUGUCUCUGUUUUCCUCAGGCAUCAUAUUCUAGAAACUGAAAACAUAUGCAUCCUUCACACGUUUUCCAUCUUCCAAGUUGAACAACUUCAGUUUCCUGCAAAGUGCUGACCUUUUGCUCUCCUGGUUGUAUGGGGUCAAUUCCUUCCUUUCCUCCUCUUCUAUUCUCAUCAAGGUGGUCUCCACUAAUAUUUAUCCUCACAAGGACCUCUGUGAUUUCAGUCCCUUUUGUCUGUGGGAGUUUUGAGGCUAGAUUCACACCGACCUGCAUUCUUUCUACCUUUUUCAUCUUAAGCCAAUUCAAGGUCAUCGGCUUCAUUUCUGCAGUUGGUAUGGCCAAACAAAGAAGUAUUUUCUCCCUUUCCUGCUGCUUUCUGAAAGUUUCACAAGUACUGAAGAAACACCUUUUUCUUCCAGCAAUAGAACGGGAGGAGAGACAUUUUUGAAACUUCACUGAAUUGGUUCACAGUAAAAGAUGAUUUAGUUGUAAUUAAUAAAUAAUGUCUCUUGGCUCAUGUCUGUUUUCACUGAACCGAGGUAAAGAUUCAUGCAUAUGUAACAGGAGCCAGCAGUAACACUAGUCAGCGUGCUGCAUGACAUUGUACUAUCAACAUCAGGACCUGUGUUCCACACUUUUUUAUGACUGUGCGCAUGUACACAGUUGUGAUUUGUGCAAUGCACAAGCAUUUGCGAUUGGCAGUAGAGAUAAUUGAAAUGUUUUAACAAACCUAUGGCAAUGAAGAACUUAAACAGGGGAAGAAUGUCACUGGAGGAUAAUGCUCUGCCCUUCUUUGUGCACGGAUGCCACUUGAAGCACCUUGCCUUGCUCAUUGCCAUAGUCUUGGUGAAGCAUUUCCAGGGUCUAUAUGUAUUCUCCAAAUUUCUGAUAUAGAAUUUUGUUUGCUCUUUGGUCCAUAGUGAAAUCGCAAAUGUGCAUAUGCACAUUGUCAAAAAAAGUGUAUAAUACAGGUCACGUGGCAUAAUGACUUGCAAGAGUUACUGCUCACUCUUGCUGCACAUACAUGACCUUGCAACAGGAACAGUCCCAGGACUUUUUGAUCACACCUCAACUUCAUUCAUUAAUUUUCUAUACCACUUAUCCAGUGAGGGUUGCGGGUAAGCUGGAGCCAAUCAUAGCUGACCUUGGGCGAGAGGCGGGAUACAUCCUGGAUAGGACACCAAUCUAUUGUGGGGCUAACACAGAGAGACAGUCAGCCAUUCACACUCACACCUAUGGGCAAUUUUAGAGUAGGCAGUUGAUUUAAUUUUGAUGUCUUUGGACUGUGGGAGGAAACCGGAGCACCCGGAGAAAACCUAUGCAGGCACGAGUUGAUUAUACAAAUUCCACACAGAAAGGACUCUGUUAACUGCCAGGUUUGAACCCAGAACCUGCUUGCUAUGAGGUGACUGAGCUAACCACUGCACCACCAUGCCACCCUAAUCAUAAAUUAAACUUUUAAUACUUGGUAGCAAAUCCAUUGUAGUCAGACAGUCUGAAAACUGGAACCCAUAGACAUUACCAGAUGCUGUUUUUCUUCCCUGGUGAUAUUCUGUCAGCCUGAUACAGAAACUGAAGAGAGCUGCAGUAUAUUCUUGGGGUGUUUUGCCUUCAACAAGUGAACUGCAGCUCAGUUGGAUUCAGAUCAGAUGAUUUAGUUGGCCGUUGCAGAACAUUUUUCCAUUUUUUUUUUUGCUUUUAAAAAAGUCUUGGAUUACUUUCGAAGUAUACCUCGUCACUGACCGUCUGCACCGUAAAGUGCCAUCCAACUUUUUUUAACCAUUUGCUUGAAUCUGAGCCAAUAAUCUAGCCCUCUAAACUUCAGAAUUCAUCCUGCAGCUUUUGUCAGCAGUCACAUCAUUAAUAAAUACAAAGCAACCAGUUUUAUUAGCAGCUGUACCUGCUCGUGGCAUAAGAUGAGGUGAUGUGCGUUGGAUCAUGAGUGGUUCCUUCCUUUCUCCAUACUUUUCUCUUCCUGUCAUUCUGGUUUAAAUUGAUCUCGGUGUCAUCUGUCCAUAAGAUGUUUUAGAACUGUAUGGGCUUUCGUAGAUUUUUUUUUUUUUUUUUGGCCAAGUCUAACCUGUUUUUUCCUGUUUUUGAGAUUUACUGAUGGUUUACAUUUUGUGGUAAACCCUCUGCAUUUAUUCUGGUGAAGUGUUCUCUUAUUUGUUGACUUUGAUACAGAUAUACUGACCUCCUGGAUGGUGUUCUUGAUCAGGCCAACUGUUGUGAAGGGGUUUGUCUUCACCAGGGAAAUAAUUCUUCUGUCAUCAACAGUUGUUUUCUGUAGUAUUUCAGGCCUGUUGGAGAUGCUGAGCUCACCAGUGCAUUCUAUCUUUUGAAGAAUGUACCAAAUGGUUGAUUUGGCCACCUAAAGUUUCUGAUAGCUGAUUUUUUUUUUUUUUUCUCAGCUUAAUGAUGACUUGCCUCACUGGCAGUGGUAACUCUUUGGACUUCAUAUUGGGAGAUAACAGCCAUAGACUCCCAAUGCAAAUACCACAUUUCAAAUCAACUCGAGACCUUUUAGUUUACUGGCAAGUGCAAUAAUGAGGGAAUAAUCCAUGCCUGGCCAUGGAGCAGCUGAGCAGACUCUCAUCCUGCAAGAGAAGAGUCAAAAUGUCCAUUGUUGGGGGGCGUCGUGGCUCAGGUGGUUGAGGCGCCGUGCCGUGGAUGCGGGCGGCCCGGGUUCGGUUCCGGCCCGAGGUCGUUUCCCGAUCCCUUCCCGUCUCUCUCUCCCGCUCGUUUCCUGUCUCUGCACUGUCCUAUCCAAUGGAGGUGCAAAAAGCCCAAAAAAAUAUCUUUAAAAAAAAAAAAAAAAAAAAAUGUCCAUUGUUUUCAGGCAAAUCCCUCUCCAAAACCAGACAGGUUCAAUUCAAGAAUUUUAGGUUCAAGAACUGUAUGUAGGUAAGAGAGCAUUAUCAGAUUAUUGAGAAGGCAGCUCACUUCUUUCUCACACAUAGGUGCACUUGUGAUGGGUUUUUGAGGGAAGAUAUAAUCUGAUAUGAAAGGGAGGCAUCUGAGGCGAUCAGCCUAAUAUAUGAAGAAUUGAAUACUGCAGAGUUCUCUGUCAAGGUUUACAGUAUCUGCUUGUCUUGUGUUUUGAUUUUUUUGCUUGUGUAUGUUUGUUUGAUUUUAGUUUCUUUUGCAUUCUGUUUUAGAUCCUGUGUGUUACAAUUUAAAAUAAAAUGGAGAAUAGAAAUUGAGCAUAAAUAAUUCACUCAACUGUACCUUCUCAUACACAGUCUGUAGUGUGCGUUUUGUUUAGAUUGACAAUUUGUCACUUGUUCUCAGUCAGAUGCUGAAUUACACAACCAAGUUAAUGGAACAAUCUAUGGAUCAGUUUGCCAAUUUCAGAUGUCUCUGUAGGGAUCAAUGAGUAUUGCUAAAUGACGACGGAAGAUUGUUCUCAUUGUGUUUUUUUUUUUUUUGUGUGUGUGUGUGUUACGUUUCCAUUCCCUUUACUCAGUGUUUUGCAGAAAGUUUUUUGUAAGUUUAUUAAAAAAAUAAAAAUACAAGUUUAGACCUUUUACUCAAUGCUUUGUUAAAGCUCCCUAGCACCAAUUACAGCCUUAAGUCUUCUUGGCUAUGAUGCUACAUGCUUUGCACACCAGGAUUUGGGGCUCUUCUCCAGUUUCUUGAUGCAAAACCUCAAACUCCUGUCAGGUUAGAUGGACUCUACCUCCCUUUUCAGGUUUCCACAGAGCUGUUUAAUCAUGUUUUAGUUCAGGCUCAAGUUGUGACACUUUAAAGCCAAACAAAACCCAAAAAAUAAACUCCUUUAUAUUGACAUA